Molecule: messenger RNA, 1062 nt
Organism: Micromonas commoda
Lineage: Eukaryota; Viridiplantae; Chlorophyta; Mamiellophyceae; Mamiellales; Mamiellaceae
Exons: 1
Coding region: 1-1062 (353 amino acids)
Source: RefSeq, a predicted model, not a curated record
AUGGCGUCGACGAGGGCGGCGAUUAAGAACCAGGGCACGCGCAUGUGGUCCGCCGCCAACCUGGCGGAGCUGGUGGUGUGGUUCGUGUGGUUGCUGCACAGCGAGUUCAUCGCCCGAUUUCAAAGGCGGCGACCUGUGGAACGGCGCGUACCCGCGUGGCUGGGCGAGUGCGAUGAUGACGGGCGUCGACCCGCGGCGAUCGUCACUGGUGCCGGCUCGGGCAUCGGACGCGCCGUCGCCGUCCAGCUCGCGCGCAUGGGAGCUGGCGCGCUGGUCAUCGCGUGCCGCACACUUGCAGAGGCGAGCGCCGUCACGGAUGAAAUCCGCGCAGCCGCGCCCGAGGAUGUCGUUCUCAAGCCCGUGGGGGUAGACCUCAGGGAUCCGGCGCAGAUCGUCGCGAUGUGCGAGGACAUCAGGGUCGACAAGAGCCUUCACGUGAGGUUGGUGGUGCACUGCGCGGGCGUGUUCUGCGCGUCGUGGAGGAGAACGGAGUGGGGCGAGGAGGAGACGGCGGCGGUGAACGCGGUGGCGGGGCCGAGGAUACUACGUGGACUCGGGGUGAAGGGCAUUCGAUUCGUCGCGGUGGGUUCCUUCACGCACCGCGCGACGUCGUCCGCCAGGAUCCGACGAUGGAUGGCCGCGGUGCACACCACCAACAUAAGACCGCCGCUCACCCCCGCCGCGGCGUACUCGUGCUCGAAGACCGCGGUGGUGGCGUACGCGUGGGGUGCGCGUCGAAGGUGGGGCGGCGACGGGUUCACCGCGUGCGUCGCCGACCCCGGGCUGGUGGACACGGCCAUCAACCGCGAGUGGCCGGCGGCGCUGAGGGGGCUCUACUUGGCCGUCGCGAGGGUCACGGGUUUAUUGACUGCAUCGUCGACGGGCGCGGCGGCGGUGUUGCGCGCGUGUUUCGACGAGGAAGCGACGUACGUGUAUGGCGCGAGGGGUGUUCAAAUCCAACCGUCAGACACGGAUCUGACGGCACGCGAGGAAGUGUUCAACCACCUGGAGGAUCUAGCCGGCCCUCAGCCUCCGCCGAGAUGGUGGACCGGGGAACAUUAG